UCCCCCUCCCCCACACUCCUUUGUUCCCUAAUCCCCUUUCAUCCACUGGACACUGGUCCCUCCUCCAACCCUUCCUGAUUGCCUGACCCAUGCAUUUUUUUUGUCACUGUGUCAUUUGCCUCUGAAGAAGUCUUUGCUAAAGACUUCUUAUAUCAGGCCUCUCAAAUAUUUGAUGAAGCCAUCAAAGAAGUGGCAGACGCGUGAAUUGGGUUAGAAUAAAUUUGGCGGGAAUUUCAAUGAACAAAGACGAGGGAAGUGGUUAAAAGGGGAAGGGUUGGCCCUCUCGGCCCAUCUUGCACUUACACCGCUGAAAGCCAUCAUCGUCAUAAUCAUCUAGCGUACACCAUGUCGCGAUAUUUUUUCAACGAGAACUUCAAUGCCGAGGAGGAGUGGGUGAGACUGUUUGCCCUUGUGGGGAACGACCCGAUGUGGGGACAAGCCGUCCCGCACGCACCUCUUGCCGCAACUGCGCAUCGUCCGAGUUGGGAAAUGGAUCCUGCCCAAGAUGCUCAACAUCGAGAGGCUGAACUCAUUGACCUCACCUUAUCCGAUGACGAUGACGACGAGGUGUUUGAACCAUUAGGCCCAUCACCGAUUCCACCGCCCAGCCCGGCUCUCGCUCUGCCUCAGACUCCACCGCCCAUCCCAGCUCCCGCUCCCGCACAAGUUGCCUCGGCGCAGAAUCCACCCUUCCUACCGCCCAAUGACGACCUCUUCACGGAGGUUUCAAUUUUAUUAUAUAUUUUUAUUUCUAAAUAUUUAAAAUUAAUGCUCCCCAUAUAUAUUGACCGUAGAUGUGAGGGGUGUAUCUUAGAUUACCCCUCACAAAAAAAACAUAGUUGCAUGUCAGAAACGAAAGAAAACCUUUUAAAUCGGUAUUUAGAGGAUAUGCUAGAGGACCUCUGUGACAACAGACAUGAAGAAUGCAUCGAUACAUGGUUGUUAGAAGUCGAACGCAAUGAAGAAUUACAGAUGAAUUAUAGACAUCCCGAUAUGGCCGUCCUCCUGCCUAAUGACGACCUCUUCACGGAGGCUACAAUUUUACUGUAUAUUUUUGUUUCUCAAUUUUUAAAAUUAAUGCUUCCUAUUUAUAUUGAUCGUAGAUGUGAGGGGUGUAUUAAAGAUCAUCCCUCACAAACAAAACAUAGUUGUAUGAUAGAAACAAGAGAGAACCUUUUAAAUCGGUAUGUAGAAGAUAUGUUAGAGGGCCUCUGUGACAACAGACAUGAAGAAUGCAUCGAUACAUGGUGGUUAGAAGUCGAACGCAAUGAAGAAUUACAGAUGUAUUAUAUCCCGAUAUGGCCAUUCUCGAUUUGUACCAUUUCUUGUGUAGCGAAUUGCAGCAAGAGGAAAAAUUAGACAUUUUCAAACAGUUCAUUUUACAUUAUUAGGAUUUUUUUCUUCAAGGCUGUUUCCACAAAGAUCCUUGUUUUGCUUCUUUUUUUUUUGGAAUGUGCUAACCCUUGUUUUGUAGUUUUUCACAGUAGUAAUAUUUUCAUGAGGAGAUUUACUUUUAUUAAAUUGCGUAUUUGUUCUGUUUUUUUAUAACUGUUUUAUAAAAGUUUGAUUCCUUUAAAUGUUUGUAAUUUUUAUUCCUUUUUAAUGUGUGUGAUUUUUUAUUCCUUUAAAUAUAUAUUUUUUUAAUUCAAAUAGAAAAAAAAACCUUGUAGAACAAUUAUUUAAAAAAUCUUGCGUUUGAAAUAAAAUGGUUGUGAAUGUA
Patiria miniata (bat star) is the source of this 1720-nucleotide messenger RNA. RefSeq lists its product as uncharacterized. Lineage: Eukaryota; Metazoa; Echinodermata; Asteroidea; Valvatida; Asterinidae. Bases 346 to 1359 code for a protein of 337 amino acids. The record is from RefSeq and is a predicted model, not a curated record. The transcript has 3 exons.